Messenger RNA from Asterias rubens (European starfish), 13005 nucleotides. RefSeq lists its product as uncharacterized. Gene Ontology annotation, biological process: intracellular signal transduction. NCBI's taxonomy places the organism in Eukaryota, Metazoa, Echinodermata, Asteroidea, Forcipulatida, Asteriidae. The record is from RefSeq and is a predicted model, not a curated record. Bases 960 to 12893 code for a protein of 3977 amino acids. Gene Ontology annotation, molecular function: protein binding. The transcript is spliced from 70 exons.
UGAAACAUGCUUGUUUAGUGUUACCAAGACGCGCUCAAUAAAUGUCAACAUCGCUGCACAAAAGCAAAGCAGUCUAGGUAUUAUUUCGAGAUGAUUAUUGUUCCGAGAAGUGUAUUAUGCUGAUAUUGAUUGUUUCGUUGCAGCGGCCCAUGACUUGGGGGCUGUGUGGGUUUGCUAUGGUGUGACAACCUUCCCCCCUCUCUUGCUCGACUCUGCUGAGUGCCCCCGUGCUAGAGCUGCGGGGCAAGCCAGCUGACCGGGUUAGUUUAGUGCACUGUUCAAGUCCAACGUACUUGACCCAGCUUGCGCAAAAACAUAUUCAAUUCCGCGAACAAAUCUUCGGUCCUGUUGGUUAGACAAGUUUAAAACGUACUGCCCAGCCGAGGAACUAAAAACUAACAGCAUUGUCUGUAUUUCAGGUGUAGAAAUGCAUUAAUUUAGUCAAAAACAAAGUAAACUUCGUCGUACUUAAUGAAAAGGAAAGUUCUGAAGCAUAUUGACACAAGGAUUUGAACCAAGAAGGAAGACUGAAGAGUAAAGACAUGUCAAGUCAAUGUAUGGUGACUGACUCUCUCUUGCUACCUGAGCUGUGAGUCUUAUCUACCAGAGAGGAUGUGUUUACCCGUUUCCAUGGUAACAGUCUCCAAGCAAAGCACGAGUCGGUGUUGAAGAGAGUCACUGUCAUAAACCCAAGCAGCAUGUUCACCCAGACAGUGUACAAAAGAUCAUCAAUGCGGUGUGCAUUGGGAUAGAAAGAGACCACGCAACUGGUAGUCAGGCAUCUAAUGCAAGUUUAAUGACCCACAACGUUACUACUGGAUUUCUGCUGGCGUUGUGAUCUGCCGUGAUAAGUGCUGCGAUGUGAUUGGUCGGAAUGGAUCAUGAAUAUUCAGUUUUAUUUUAUAAUUGAGCUGGCUCCUGCUUUUGGCUGGAGGUAGUGAGACCAUUCAGCGAGCAGAAUGCCGAAGAAGAUGGAGCCAGGCUCUAAAAGAGUCUAUACAAGCCUGGCCGACCGGGUAAACGGCAAGACUAAAGUUGUAACCUUCUACAAGAGUGGCGAUAAAAACUUCAAAGGCAUUCGGAUGCCCAUCCGCAAAUCGCAUAGGUUUGAAACUCUCUUAUGCGACUUAGACAGAGUCAGUAACUUUCCGUUUGGCGUUCGCCGAAUCGUCACACCCUCCGCUACGCACGAUGUUACUCAACUCAAUGAUUUCGAGGACGGUAAAAUGUACGUUAUGGCGCCGUCCAAGAAGAAACUUCAACCGUUGGAUCUGACGAGCAUUCAGAAUAAGCCUCCAUGGUCGUUACCUAAAAAUAGGACGGACAGUACUGAGUCAGACCUGCCCUCGCCACGCAAAACACGCGCCAACUUUUCAGAUGGUGCGUCGCGAGAAUCAGAUCCCAGAUUGCGCACAGUAAAGAAGGUCAUGGUCAUGAGGAAUGGUGAUCCACAAACUAAACAUAUGAUGCUGUUAAAUCGGAACAAGAUUCCAUCAUUUGAGGCCUUCUUAACGGAUAUCGGGGAAAGCUUCCAGUUACCGGCGCAAAAGCUCUAUUCUUCAGACGGUCAAAAGGUUGAGAGCCUCUCAGCAAUUUUCAAUGGCAUUGGAGAUCUUUUUAUCGUCACGACUGGAGUGGAGAAGUUCCGGCCAGGAAGCUACAAGGAGUACUCACCCUUUAAGACGUCUUCUCGGCAGCGAGAAUCACUACGCAGAAAGUCAAUGGACGAGACGGACCAACCACCUCAGAAGAUCAUCAAAAAAUCAAGAGGGAAAUUCCGUGCGUGGGUAGCUACUAGUGAGAAUCCAGCGGCAGGCACCGAUGCUGUAGUAUCUCUCGUCGUGUACGGAGAUAAAGGAAAGUCUGAUGAUAUUAUCUUAGGAUGCGGAGACGGGAAGUUUGAAUCUGGUAACGAAGAUGAAUUCACGGUGAGUGUGGGGAACAUCGGUGACAUCUUCAAGAUUCGAAUUGGUCACGAUGAAAGCACUGAGUUUGCUGGUUGGCUGUGUGAAGAGGUUCGUUUGCAAGACAUUCAUACGGUAGAUGAGAUGGUGUUUCCGUGUGGUCGAUGGAUGUCACGUGGUGAGGACGAUGGUGAGAUAUGCCGUGAGCUACCUGCAAUUGUAAACGGCAAACCUGUAUACCCAGUAUUGAAUUACUACGUUGCCGUGGUGACUGGGAACUACUGGAAUGCCGGUACAUCGGCCGAUGUGUACAUCACAUUGUACGGUGAGAGAGGUGACACUGGGCCGAGAUUGCUCUUCAAAACCAAGAGGGCAAAGAAGUUUGAUAAAGGAAAGACGGAUGUGUUUAAUAUCGAAGCUGUGUCUCUCGGACUACUACAGAAAGUUCUCAUUGGUCAUAACUCAACCCAACCAGGUGAUGGUUGGUAUUUAGAGAAGGUCUUAGUGAAGGAACACAAGGUAUCGAGUCAAGAGUCUGUAUUUCCUUCUAACUGUUGGCUGGAUGCAACUGAAGAUGAGGACAGUAAAACAAGCUGUGAACUCUUCGUCAACAACAAACCAAAAAACUUGGAAAGAGAAAUGUGGGACCAAGAGAAGUGGAAGUUUCUACCGGGCAAUCAAAUGGUCUUCAUCAACAAAGGCUUGGGUAAAGCGAUCCAGAUCAAACCGGAUGGGUCUAUUGAGGCAACCGUCGACCCCUAUACUAACAAGAAAUCAGCCAAGUUUGAAGUGCAGAAGAUAAAGGAUAACAUUUACACAAUCAGUAGUGUGGCUAUUCCGGAGUCCUUCAUUGCCUUCGAUGGUAACAAGAUCUCUGCCAAGGGAAAGGUGAAUGAACUGAAGUUACGAGUGCAACCAGAUCGGACUAUUGUCAUGGAAGCGGCUAAGAAUUCUCCUUUACUGGUGACAUUUGGCGGGACAGGUAAAGCUGGAGAUUGUCGAGGCCCAUCAUUGGGACCCACAAGACAGUUCUACUGCUAUACCAAGGGUAUGUUUAGAGAUGAAGGAAUUGUGAUGUUCAACACAUCUCGCAUUCAAACAUUGACGGUAACAUCAGACAAGAUCUGUCUGGCUACGGGACCUAGAUCAGAAGAUGCUUAUUGGAGAGUACGUAAGAUCGGAGAAAGUGGAUCUGUACGCAUGUUUGAGAGUCUCUCUAAGCCGGAUAGCUAUCUGAGAAUCAAAGAUGGCCACUGUGAUGUUCAGGGAACUGGUGAUAGUGACUGUCAUUUCAAAGUAGACCGAGUGAAAGACAAAGGUUAUAUAGCAUUGCAGUCCGUUAGUAGUCCCGGUGUAUGCGUAGGGUUUGUGUCUGAUGGUAGCGUCAAGCCAACAGUGGAUACCGGGGAAGAUAACGUACGUCUGUAUCCAGAGGUUAUCCAAUUUGGGACCAAGAAACAUUUGACUACGCCUACCCCACCAGUAUCAGCCAAACCUGCUGUCAACAGGAAGAAACGUGUUGUAGCCAAGCAACCCAGUAAUAACGCCAAGAAGGUACCAGCGCCUAUACCGCUCACCCCUACGCCUACUCCUUCACCACCAGUCAAAGAGAGGUCAUUUUACGAUGCUAACAAAUGCUUAGAGUACCCUAAUACCCCAACCCCCACCCCAACCCCAGAGAACGGGGACUACGACGAGUACGAUGCAGAUGGGGAUUGGAAGGUUUGGGUGAAAACUGGGAAGGUCGCUACGAAGGCGUCAGUGGUUCUGGUCGUCUAUGGUGACGAUGGCGUCUCUCAACCUUUUACCCUGGGCAAAGGAGGAAAGGAACUCUUCAAAGCAGGAGAGGAAAAUGAAUUCAAGGUGAAUGUACUUAGCGUUGGUGACAUCUACAAGAUUCGUGUUGGUCUAGACACAACAAGCAAGAAGGUUUCAUGGAGACUGGAUCAGAUCAAGAUGAAAGACAUGAUCACGGAUGAGCAGAUGGUCUUUAAGUUCAAGAAUCGCUGGUUUUCAUUUCAUGAGGAUGACGGUGAUGUGUGGAGGGAGUCACCGGCCAUUAGACCAGGAGUUAAACCUCUACCCGUGAUGAAAUACUGCAUUGCCGUUCAGACGGGUAGUGAGGAAGGUUCAUCUACCGAUGCUGAGAUUUAUAUCUGCCUCUAUGGUGAGAAAGGAGAUACUGGUCAAAGAACACUCAACAAAUCAAACCAGCAGGACAAGUUUAAACAAUCUCAGAGUGAUAUAUUUGAGUUGGAGGCUGUAAGUGUCAUGACUCCUACUAAGGUGAUUAUCGGACAUCGAGGGACGGGGUCAGGAGCAGGGUGGUUCCUGAAUGAUGUCAUCAUCAAGGAGAAUAAAACAGCCAAGACGGAAUACAUCUUCCCAUGUAAUAGAUGGCUCGACGACGGUCAAGAUGAUAAGUUAAUCGAAAGAGAACUGGCAUUAGGAGACGUCAGAGAAAUUAAACCCCAUGAGUGGCAGGUGUAUGUAACUACAGGUGGUGACGCCUCAGCAGGGACUACAGCUAUGGUGACAUUAGUGGCGUAUGGUGAUCAAGAUAAGACUGAGGUUGCAUUGAUACCACAGGGUGAGGAGGGAUUCCUACCUGGCAAGACCCAAGAUGUUAGGGUAUAUCUGGGUGAUAUUGGUCAACUCUUCAAGAUUCGUAUUGGUCACGACAACAGCGCCACCAACGCCAGUUGGUACCUGAAGACAGUGCGUCUUGUGGACUUGAAUGACAACGUUGAAGUGCAGUUUGAUUUUGAUCGGUGGUUAUCUGAGAAGCACGAUGAUCUGGAUGUUUGGAGGGAAUUACCCGCUGUGCUGAACGGAAAGAAACCACUACCAGUGACCAAAUACUACAUCCAAGUGUACACAGGCAAGGAAGACAACUCCAACACUGACGCCAACGUCUACAUGCAGCUCUCCGGAAAGAACGGAGACUCUGGCAAACGUCAUCUCAUCAGAUCAAAGAACAACAAAGAGAACAAAUUCAAAGUCGGUCAGAUGGACGUGUUUGAGAUUGAGGCCGUUUAUUUGGGUCGUCUGCAGAAGGUCAUCGUGGGGCAUGAUGGGAAGGAAGCCGGGCAGGGAUGGUACUUGGAGAAGGUGGUCGUCAAGGACUCUAAGAACGCGAAGAAUGAACUGCUCUUCCCUUGUAAAAAGUGGUUGGAUGCAGGUGAAGGUGACCAGAAGAUUGAGAGAGAACUAGUUCCCUCCAAACCAUCUUCAGCUCCAAAUCCUGUGACAUCUGAAUCAGCAACUUGCCAAACCAACAGUAUCACUGUCACCUGGAAACAACCAUCCUUGGGUACGGUCAAAGGUUAUCGUGUGACCUGCGACCCUCCAGAUUGCCCCGCUGCCGAGGUCAUCAUAACGGACGUCAAGACUACGAAGGCCGAGUUUAGCGGGUUGACGGCUGGAAAGGCAUACCAGUUUGAUAUCGUCGCAACCAAUGGAGAUGUUGAUAGUGAGAAAGUCACCUUGAAGGCAAAUGCAAAGCCUCACCCAGUCUUAGACGCCUCCUUAGAGAGUACCCAAGAAACCAUCAUAGCCACCUGGACACACCCCGAGGGUGAACUGACGGGCUACAAGCUCCGUAUCACGCCCUCGGACGCUAAGAAAUCCGUCUUGAAGAUCAAAGAUACGAGUACAACUCGAGCGGAGUUUAAUGGUCUGGCACCUAGUAAGAAAUACAAAGUGGAUAUCAUUGCUCUGAGCGGGGAAUCAGACAGCGAGAAAGUCACACUACAUGAAUCAACAAAAAUGCCAGAGAUUCAUGUGUUUACUGUAUCAGAAGUACAGUCUACUAAAUCCACCAACAACUCCCUGGCCGUGUCCUGGGCCAAGCCAGAAGGGGACGUGAACGGUUACCGUCUCCUAAUCCUACCAGCAGAGGGCGCUACACCAGAGCUCAAGAUGAGUGGAGCCGAUAAGACAACGGCCGAGUUCAAGGGGUUAUCAUCGGGCCAGGAAUACACGGUGGAGGUUUAUACAGUGUACGAUGACAAAGAAAGCGACAAGAUGACUGUGACAGCUAGAACAGAAUCUGAGAGCAACCAGCCUCGAGACCCUGCAGCCACUAGUACAACAGACACCAUCGAUGUAACUUGGAGUAAGCCAGAAGGCACAGUAACUGCUUACCGUGUCGUCUGCCUUCCUGAAGACGCCAUAGAAGUUAAGAUUGAGGACGGAGGUACGACAACAGCGAAGUUUGAAGGACUCACCCCGGGUUGUCAGUAUGGCUUUGAGAUCUAUGCAUUCAAUGGAGACACUGAGAGUGAGAAGACAACACUGACACAAACGACAAAACCUAAUGCAGUAGUCGAUCCCAACAUUGAGUCUAGCACGACAGAUGUCAUCAAUUUGACGUGGACUAAACCAGAAGGGGAAAUGACUGGUUAUCGUGUUGACUACCAACCAAUUAAAGACAGCAAAGAUGCAUCAGGUGAUGACCAAGACAAACCUGAAGAUGGUGGACAAGAUGACGUUGCUGAUGAGAAAGACAAACCAAGAAAUGAGGAGGAGAAGGCUGAUGUUUUGAAUGAACCAAGCGAAGACAACGCCAAGCAGAUUAGUGUAGACAAGGAUACAAAGAAACAGGACAAACUAGAGGAUGACGGUGACAAACAAGGGAGUGAUGAUAAUGCUGAAUUGAAGAGUACAUCUAUCGAUGGCGGUGAAACGACCAAAGCAGAGAUUACAGGCUUAGUACCAGGGCAGUGUUAUGAAUUCUACAUCGUUACGAUUAGUGGGGAAGAAGGAAGUGAACCGGUAACCAUCAAAGGCACUACAAUACCAGGAAAGGUCAUCGACCCACAAAUCAUGACAGCACCUGACUCUAUAACCAUCACAUGGUCCCCACCAGAGGGGACACAAACUGGUUACAAGGUGGCUUGUACACCCCUCUCAACGGAAAUGGAAGAGCCCUCUGUAGAUACAAGCAGUGGUUUUAUUAAGACAACGGAUUCAAGCUGUAGGGAGGUCAUGGCGGAGGGGCUGGAGCCCGAUACUGAAUAUAAGAUUGAGAUUUGGGCUCUAAGCGGCGAUAUGGAAGGGGAGAAGUUAACAGAGAUGGCUAAAACAAUGACUACAGAUAAGCCGCUGUCGGUGGUUGACCCAAAGACAGAGAGUACAACAGACACGGUCACCGUCCAUUGGACAUUCCCAGAUGGUCAGUAUACAGGCUUCCGCGUUGUAUGCAUACAGAAAGAGGAAGAAUCUGUAUCAGAAGCAGCUAAGCCGGCCGAGGAUGAAAACCCGACUGAGGAGGAAAACCCAACUGAGGAUGAAAACCCGACUAAGGAGGAAAACCCAACUAAGGAUGAAAACUCAACCAAUAACAAUAAAGACCAGGGAGAAAGUAACGACAAGAAAUCAGAUCCUGGUAACCAUGGCGAUGAGACAUCAGAAACUAACCCACAGCAGCCUACUGAUGAGCAAAAAGAUGCACCCCAAGAGGGCAGCAAACACAUCAUUGAAGAGAAGAAAGUUGCUGUGAGUGAAGUGGAGUUUACGGGACUACUACAAAAGACCACGUACUGCUUUGAGAUUUACACUACAUGUGGUGAAAUGGAGAGUGAAGUUGCUACAGUGGAAGAAACAACAAAAAAAGCUGUGUUACCAACUCAAGGUGAAUGGAAGGUUUGGAUCACAACUGAUGAGGAUUCUAAACCAGCAAACAAUAGCAAAGUUCAUCUCGUUGUAUAUGGAGACAAAGGAAAAACAGAUUCUAUUGUUCUUGACAAAGAGGACCAAGAUAACUUCUAUCAACCUGGUAACACUGACCAAUUUGAUGUUUCUGUUGGUGAGAUUGGCGAGAUCUACAAGAUUCGGAUUGGUCAGGAUGAUGAGGAUGACAACCAAACCAACCAAUGGGAAGGCUGGCAUCUCAAACAGGUCAAGAUGGUGGAUCAGCAUACAGAGGAAGAACUCGUCUUUGAUUUUGAUCGUUGGAUGUCGAGAAUUGACGAUGAUUUUGAUAUCGUACGUGAGCUGCCUGCAGUUAGAAAAGACAAAGAAAUACUACCAGUCAACGUAUAUCACGUAUCUGUGUCUACUGGUGAUCAUUGGGCAGCUUACACCGAUGCCAAGAUGUGGAUUGUCGUCCACGGGGAGAGAGGUGAUACAGGCAAGCGGAGACUCUACCACUCACUCAACCAGUCGUGUAGAUUCAUCAAGGGGCAGGUGGAUGAGUUCAAAGUAGAAGCUGUGUGCCUUGGUGAUGUGUCGAGGGUGGAGAUUGGACAUGAUGGAAUAGGCUAUGGUGCUGGUAUAUUCAUCAACUCAGUGACUGUACGAGAGAAUGAGGGAGCCGAUCAGGAAUAUCUCUUUGCUUGUAAUAGUUGGCUGGAUGAUCAUAUGGAAGACAGACAAACACAAAGACAGUUGCAACUACUUGGAGUUCGUCCAGUGAAGUCAGAAGCAAAGGAUGAGCCUUCAGAAGAAAAACCAGAUAGGAAGUGGACAGUGGCGAUCAAGACCAGUGCAGAAGAGAAUGCUGGUACCACAGCCGUAGUGCAUCUUACAGUAUUUGGUGAGACGGACAAAUCACGUCAUCCACUGGAAGGCAAGGCUUUGGAAACAGACACAGAGCAAGAAUUUGAGGUGGAGAUUGACGACAUCGGUGGGAUUACUAAAAUACGACUGGAACACGAUAACUCUGGUGACAGUCCAGCUUGGCAUGUCCAACAUGUGAGGCUGACGAAUCCAAACCGACCUGAGUUACUGUUCAGAGUGAAUGCUUGGCUAUCGUCUGAGGAGGGUUCAAAUCCAGCUACGAUGAGAGAGGUAGCUGCCAUCAGACCAGGAGUAGAACCUCUCCCAGUGGUGCAAUACACAGUACAAGUGUACAUCAAGGAAGAUGCAGAGAGUGCCUCCACCAACCCUAAUCUACAUGUCGCAUUGACGGGAACAUGUGGUGAAAUGAUGAAACAUGAACUGACUAGAACAUCUCAACCAGUCUCACAAGAAGGAAAAGUAAUGGUCGACACAUUCCACUUUGACGCCGUGUCGGUCGGUCAACUCCACAAGGCCAUUCUGACCAUUAGCUCCGCUGAGAAACAAGAUACAUGGUUUGUAGAGAAACUCACUGUGCAAGAAGGUCGCUAUGCCAAGACGAGAUCUGUCUUUGCAUCUAAGAUGUGGUUUGGUAACGCUAUCAUCGGAGAAGAUGGUAAUACAGUGCUUGAAGCCGAUCUACAACUAGAAGGUGACGAGGAUGUUCCUAUAGACAAGGAUUCAGAGGAGGAUGAUGGGGAGUCUGCAUCCAAGGGGCACUGGACCAUCUGGAUCACCCCUGGAAAGGAAAAUGGAAUGGGCACAAACUCUAACCUCUUUGUUCAAGUAUAUGGAGAAAAGGGAAGCAGUCAGGUUAUACCAUUGAAGCCACAGGAGGAGGAUAAAGCUAAGGAGGGUGAGGUUAAGGAAAAUGAGGAGAAAUCUGACGGAGAUGCUGAGAAAGAAAGUCCUCCUGAGGAGAAAGAUGCUACGAUUGAAGGGAAUGGAACAACUGAUAGCAACGAGGAAGAUAUUGCAUUCCCAGCAGGAUGUGUCAAAGACUUCAAGAUUGAGGUCGGUGAGAUUGGUCCUAUUUAUAAGGUCCGUGUUAUUCUAGAUGAAGAUGGCGACAAUGAAGACAAACAGAGCAUCUUUUUGGAGAAGGUUAAAAUGAAAGACCAAGACACCAACCAAGAGUUUCACUUUUUCAUCAAUCGUUGGCUUCGUCAUUCUGAGGACAUUUCUACCUCAUCGACCGACGCAGAGUCAUCACCGAAGUCAGAAUCGCAAGACAAACAAGAGGAAGCUGAGCCUGAAGUUGAGGAAAAAUCAGACGCUAAGAAUAAGAAGAAGGAGGAGAAGUUGAAAAAAUCCAAGAAAACAAAGGACGACGUUAAGAAAAGUAAAGCGGACGAAAAGACAAAGAAGAAAGACAAGAAUGAGAAGGAGAAGGCUGGAAAGCAGGAGAAAGUCAAAAACCAGGAGGAGACUGACAAGAAGGAAGAUGUGAAGGAUGAGAAGGAGACUGGAGAGCGGAAGGAAGACGUUAAGAAAGAAAUAAGCGAUGAGAAUGUAGCUGGUUAUAUUGAGUUACCAGCCAUCAGGCCGGACAUCCCACCUUUACAAGUUUAUCAGUAUGAGUUGUCAGUACACACUGGUGAUAAGGGGGCAGCUUCUUACGAUGGUAUCAUCUAUGCCACACUGCAUGGACAGCGAGGCGAUACGGGCAAGAGAGUAUUACGCAAAUCCAACAACAAAACCAUGUUCAAUAAUACACAGGUUGAUUUGUUUACUAUUGAGGCUGUUGAUAUCCUACGGCCGUCUAGCAUCACUCUAGGCCAUGGGUCAGAAGGAUUGGGUGCUGGCUGGUUUCUAGAUAAAGUGACCGUUAAGGAAUCUUCAACAGCGACCACACAGUAUGUCUUCCCUUGUAAACGAUGGUUAGAUACCGGCGUGGACAAUCGUAAACUUGAACGUAACCUUCCCCUCCUGGGUGAAGUGGAGUGUCCCAUACCCAUGACCUCUGACACUAAAGGUCACUGGGAGGUCAAGGUCGAGACUAGUAAGCAAGAAGAUGCAGGGACGUCAGCGAAGGUCUUAUUGACUGUUUACGGCGAGAAGGGACAGAAAUCUUUACAUCCGUUGGAGAGAGAAGCGUUCAUGCCUGGCUCUGAGGAGACAUUUGAGAUCUCUGUUGGUGAGAUAGGAGCCAUUAGUAAGAUUCGACUGCAGCAUGAUAACACGGGAGAUAAUCCAGCUUGGCAUGUCAAAUCAGUAACCAUGAAGGAUGUAGAUACCAAUGAGGAGAUGCAGUUCGUAUUCGAUCGUUGGUUUAGUCGAGAUAAAGACACACAGCAGAUAUGUCAGGAGUUACCUGCAAUUAAAGAUAUGCAAGAAUUACAUCAAGUUUACAACUACCAGGUCAAAGUUCACACUGGCGAUGUAGAGAAUGCCACCACAGAGGGCGACAUUUAUGUUACGCUUCAUGGAAGCAAAGGAGACAGUGGACAACGUCUUCUAGCGAAGUCAAACAAUGAAACAAAGUUUGCAAAAGGACAGAUCGAUACAUUCACCGUCCACGCUGUUGAUCUAGGGAAGGUCCACAGUGUGUCAGUGAGUAACCCCUCCCCUGACUCCGCCCACUCGUGGUAUCUAGAAAAGAUGACCGUUAAGACGUAUCCUAAGGCCGAGGAGGAACUCGUAUUCAUGUCUUCACAAUGGAUCGGAGCAAAGGAUGAGGAGAAGGAAGAGUUAAAGACGGCAGAGAAUGAUGUGGAAUUACUUCUACAAGAAAAAUGGAAGUGCACUGUACACACUAGCGAUUUACCCGACUGUGGCACAGACGCCGAUGUCUCAUUGGUUGCUUAUGGUGACAAAGGAAUGUCAAAGGUCAUGGUGUUGACCAAUGGGCAGGAAGGAAACUUUGCACCUGGAAAGACCGCUGAGUUUGAGCUUGACCCUGGUGCCUACAUAGGGGAUAUCUACAAGGUACGAUUACAGCUACAAGAUGGCAAGGACAAAUCAUGGCACUUAAAACAGAUUGAGGUGCAAGAUUGCUUCUCUGAAGAGUGUUUGAGGUUUGAGUUUAACCGUUGGUUAUCGCUGACGGAGAAUGACGGCAAGGAAGACAUUGUUGCUGAGAUUCCUGCAUUGAGACCAGACCAAGAACCACUCCAAGUUGUUCGUUACUAUAUGCAAGUCUUCACUGGUGAGGCUGACGAUGCAGGGACUGACUCAGAAGUUUCAGUGACAGUUUAUGGCGAGAAUGGUGACACUGGCAGGAGACUUCUCAACAAGCCUAGGGAUGGAGAAAAAGCCUUUGAUGCUGCUUUGAAGAAGGAUGUAUUUGACUUUGAAGCGGUGUCCAUCGGAAGUGUAACAAGAAUAGUGCUUGAAAAAGCAGCUGGUACUCCGUGGUAUCUCGAUAAAAUCAUCCUGAAAGAAGGGGAAUUCGCUGCAAUGGAAACAGAAUUCAGUCAUAACAGUUGUCUAGGUGACAAGGACCAACUUGAGGAGCCAGUCUGUAUUGACCUACUACCCAUCAAUGAAGCACCAAGUCAGACUGUAGCAGAUCUCCCUGAAGGUCAGGAACCAGACCAGACAAAGGGCGAAUGGACAGUGUACAUUACGACAGGAGAUCAAGACAACGCUGGUGUAGAAGCCAAUGUGUCUGUCACUGUGUAUGGAGAUAAGGAGGUUAGUCAAGCUCUACCACUCGGAGAACAAGAUCAACCUACCAAGAUGGAACAAGGACAAACUCAAGAAUUCAAGAUCAAUGUUGGCGAGGUCGGAGAAAUCUACAAAGUUCGACUGGAGCCUGAUGGGAAGGAUGAUCAGUCAUCGUGGUUUGUAGAAAAGAUAAAAAUGAAGGAUGCUGAUACCAAGGCGGAGUUUAGCUACACGUUAUCUCGCUGGUUGAGCAAAGACAUGGAGGGAUGUGAUAGCGUUGUGGAGAUUCCUGCAAUAUGGCCAGAGAGACCACUACCACAAGUGAUUACCUACGAUAUUGAAGUCGUGACUGGCGAUGAAGAUGACGCCGGUACACUAUCAAAUGUGUACAUGACCCUGAGAGGCAAAAACAGUGAUACAGGAAGGAGAAACAUAGUCAGACACCCUGGGGAUACGACACUAUUCGGCAAAGGUCAAACCGAUAAACUCAAGAUAGAAGCAGUGUCACUAGGUCAACUAGAGAAAUGUAUUGUUGGACAUGAUGGGAGUGAGCCAGAUUCUGCUUGGUUGUUGGAUAAGAUCAUAGUGAGGGAAUCUGGCCAGGAUGUGGAUGAGGUCAUCUUUUCUUGUAACAAGUGGCUAGCAGUGGACAAAGGAGAUAAACAAACCGAGGUUGAACUGGAUGUCUUACCACCAAGCGAGGGCGGUGUUGAUGCUCCUCAAGAAGCUGAUGAUAAGAAGCCUGACGAUGAGAAGGAAGAAGCAGCACAAGAAGAUGAUAAAGACAAAGAUGAUACAGGAGAUAAUGCCCCCCAGUAGAGCAAGAAUUAGGAUCUUCAAUUAGAUACAACCAUAUAGGAUUUGAGUCAUUGCAUUGGUGAGGCAUCAAUAUAUGUUUGGUUUGCGAUAACACCAUGUGUGUAUCUACUUG